This is a messenger RNA of Anoplopoma fimbria (sablefish), 3310 nucleotides long. It is a transcript of the gene cep126, whose product is annotated as centrosomal protein 126. The record is from RefSeq and is a predicted model, not a curated record. The transcript is spliced from 11 exons. Lineage: Eukaryota; Metazoa; Chordata; Actinopteri; Perciformes; Anoplopomatidae. The coding region runs from base 22 to 3108 and encodes 1028 amino acids. Gene Ontology annotation, cellular component: centrosome; ciliary base; midbody. Gene Ontology annotation, biological process: non-motile cilium assembly; cytoplasmic microtubule organization; mitotic spindle organization.
AAGGACAGGCUGCCUCGGAGGAUGCAAGAUGUUCAGGGCACCUUCUUCUACCACUCAAAUUUCAGGCUGGGAGCCGAUGGAGGCCUCGAAGGUGAGAGACAACUUUUGGUUGAGGAGCAGAAGUUAUGCAGAUCCCGGGCUCGCAAGUUCUCCCUGGACACCAACCGACGCAGGAGGGCUCUGGAGGAAAGACAGAAGCAGCGGGACGUGCAGGAGCAACAGCUGAUAGAGAACAUCCUGAAGCAACGCAGGCAGCGAGUACAGGAUGCAACUGAGCGCUUCCAAAGAGCCCAUUUACCUCCUUCUCAGAGACGCAGACAAUCUUUUAGAAGAAAUGUCCCAAAUAUUGAAGAUGCGCUCAAUCAAAUUCAAGGCUCCUCGAGUUCAUUCACCCAGCAGUCCUCUUUCUUGUCCAGCAACUAUAACAUUAUCAGAAGCUCUACUCCCUCGCCUAAGCCGCCCACGGUUUCUAAAUCUUCCCACCGCCAGGCACUUUCUGCUGUGGAGGCCUACAGUAAACUGCUCCAGGAGCAGAGCAUGACUUGCUUUAAGAGCAGUCAACAAACUGAAAAGACACAAGAGAAGCAACACGAUCACAGUCCUCAGGACAGCCAGCUGUCAGAUUGCUGCAAUUCCGAAAGCCUUUCAAGUAAGGACAGUUUACAGAAUGAGGACCACAACCACAGCACAAAAAAUCUCCAGUAUUCCUAUUCGUCAUUCUUGUUUGACUCAGAGAAGCCCCAUCCAGGACUGAGAAAGCAAAAUGAUUUGUGUCCACCAUCAGACCUAACUUCUUUCUCAGCCACGGUGCUUCUUGGUGAUAACUUAGCCCAAUCAAGAAAACUGCACGAACCUAAGCAGAAAAAACAAGCGGACUCUGAAGGGCCUGACAAUAAUAUACACGUUUCCAAAGCUUCAUGGGGGUUCACUCCCAAAACAGAGACUCAGCCCGCUCUGCACAACUGCAACUCAUUCACUCCUUGUGAAAUUGUUAGUGCAGGCCAAGAGCACUUUGAGGUAAACUCACAAAACAGUCCCAGUGACAACGUCAUCGCUACAAACAGAGUUGCCCCCGGCAACACAGCACUUGAUUCUUCAUGUCCUAAACAGGAGGCUCUGUUAGGACUCAGGCAGAAGGGGGUCCAUGAUGACAGACAAUUAAAACAUCCGUCAGCAACAGAAAUUCUUUUGCCUGCUCAAAAUGGCAACAGCAAAGACAUUUUGUUCUGGCCUCCUCCAAAGCCCAAUAUUUUCUUGAACGAUAGCGCAACAGAUAAUGCAUCACGAGAGGGAACUCUUCAGCAAACAGGAAAAGAAACGUACAAUCUGUCAUCACAGAAAGAGCCUAGUGCUUCCAUAAACAACCUCAAUAAGGUUUCAAACCCAGACCCCAAAGUCGAGAAGCCCCUAAAUGCAGCAUCGUUGCAACACGGAUGCUUGUCGAACAUUCAGUCUGACACUCUUAAGUGCCUUAAGUGUCCUGAGGAGGAAGCUCAAAAUGUGCCUGUUUCUGUAAGGAAGUCUCAUUCGGUGUGUGAAGUACGAUUCAUUAAAGGAAUCCUCAAAAAGCCGUCCAAAUACAUGUCAGGAGAUACAGCGCGUGGGUUUGGUUCGGGACAUUUGAUUUUUGCAAAACAAGUAGCCUUAGCGAUCAGAGAUAGCGUUGAGUUGACAAGGACAAAAACUAAGGGUGUGGAGGGCAGCAACGCUGUCAAAAAGAAGCUGCGUUGGUUUGAUGAGGUACAUGUGGAGAAGGAGGCCAGAGAGAAGAACACAAUGAGACAGAUGAAAGGCAAGUCUUCCAAUCUUUGUCACUCCAAUAACAACUCAGAGGACCACCAGCUAAGUCUCACCACAGUCUCAGGGGCUUCCAAGCCUGGACCUUGCAUGACCCCUCCAGCCUCCACUGGUUAUCACUUUACAAAGCAAGCGUGGGCAGAUGUCGGGGUUCAAGUCAGCUUGCACCAAGAACGAGCAGACGAGGUCAAGGUGGUGCGGAGCAGCACCAGGACCGGUGGCCCCAAGGUCCCUCGGAGAGAGCGCUCUGCGAGAGCCGGAGCGGGUCCUGUUUCCUCGCGGACUAGAAAGGGCACUGUCAUACGACCUCAAUCUGCCACAGAGGUGAGUCAGAUUGCCAAAACCCAAGGGAAGAUCAUGGUGCCCCGCCCACCCCCAAGGAUGGAUUUAGAAAAGACGUCGGUCAUCGCUAAGGCUCCAUAUGGCGUGGAUCGGGCCAGUGUCAACUGUAAACAUGCUCUGGCUGAGCAGGCCCUGCACAAGGACGACUCGGAAGGCUUUUUCUCACCUCACACCCAGGACGUCAUGAGAACAGAUAGCACUGUUAUGUACACACCACUGCCACCCUCGUGCACCCACUCUGCCUCAAAGAGCAACACGAAGGGCACGCCCAGCUCAGGCCAUCAGGAGACUCAGGGCUGCAGCAGCAGAAGAAGAGGGAUGGUGUGCAAUGACAGGGGCCUCUGUUUGGGUUGCACUCCCACAGAUGAGGAGAUCUCACAGCUCUGGCACGGUGUCCGCAGUGCCUUAGCCACCAAGGAGGCAAAGAACAUGCUUCGCAGACAGGCCCUGGACAGCGGGCGAGCUGUGAGGAAACCCUGCGUGGAGCAGAGCAGACAGCCUCCUGGCUCGGGGAGCAGAAGGCUUCCUCCGCCCUCUCAGCCGACAAAACAGACCACGGAGCCAGUCAGACCGCUUUCCAGUACUUACAACAUGGCCUUUCCAUAUGAAGGUUUGAUGAGUGCGGCCCAGUUACACCUGGCCGGAGGACAUGCUGGGGGCCUGCUGGAUGAAACGGACAUUGUGGCUGCCGUGGAAACAGCCCAAACACAGAGGCCUGGCACAGUGCAGCAGCGCAGCCAGCAGCAGGGACUGACUGCCAUUUCCUUGGAAGAGCAGAAAAUCCUCCUCUCUCUGGACAGACUAAACCACCAGCUGUACUGUGUGCGUGAACACGUGGGGGGGGAUCCUGGCACGUGUGGCUUCGUACUUAUUGAUCCACCCUCUACAAGGGAAGUGAGAGUCUCAAACCAUCACAAGCAGCGUGCAUCCUCGGCAAACAGUCGCUCUCGGAACCAGAAGAAAUUCUGACUUGGGGCGCGUGUGGCCCACAGUGAUCAUCCCUCCCAUCAGUGCAUUCUGUAUUACCAACCACUUUAUUGUCCAGUAAAAUGAGUUUAGUCCCCUUUAAAACUAUAAACGCCUGCUAUCUUCAAGAUCUAAGCAAUCAGCAGCAGUGAACUAUAGAUGCAAUAAAUGCUCUCAGCAGAAUGGACUAAACUGAAUUUUUAAG